Molecule: messenger RNA, 4145 nt
Organism: Anneissia japonica
Lineage: Eukaryota; Metazoa; Echinodermata; Crinoidea; Comatulida; Comatulidae
Product: E3 ubiquitin-protein ligase TRIM56-like
Exons: 2
Coding region: 281-2077 (598 amino acids)
Biological process (GO): microtubule-based process; positive regulation of DNA-templated transcription
Cellular component (GO): dynein complex; nucleoplasm; chromatin
Molecular function (GO): zinc ion binding; ubiquitin-protein transferase activity
Source: RefSeq, a predicted model, not a curated record
AUCAAUUAGUAAACACUGACAAUAGAUUUAUAAUGUGUCACAAGCAAAACAGCUAGCAGCGAUUAUAUUUUGAAUUGAGAUCAUUACAGGUUUUAUUGAUUUUCAUUGAUUUUCAAGAGGGCCUACUCAUUUGAGCAAGGUUACCCAUUACCAUUUUAAAAAUUGUUUAUCAAUUUUAGUUCAGACUCUGUUGAACUACUGCCACGUUAGCAUCAUCUUUCAGAUACUAGAAACUACUGUAAUUUAAUUAAAUCCGGUUAAUGACAAUUUGUUACAAAACAUGAAUGUUCCAAGGUCGGAAGAAUCGACGCGGCUAAUACAGUGUCAAAUAUGUCAAGAUUUUUAUACAUUGCCUAAACUUUUGAAUUGUUUGCAUAGCUUCUGUGAAGGAUGCUUGCAAGUAACUGACCAAAAUAAAAUAAUUUGUUCUAUUUGUAAACAAUGCACGCCUGUAAUUAAUGGAAUCAGUGGUCUGAAAACGAAUCAGUUUCUGGUGAAGUUGACUGGAAAUGCUGCAAGCCUCAGAAAAUCAGUUUUGACUGACCAACCUAUUGUUUGCACUAGCUGUGACGAUGAAGAAGCCUCCUUUCGUUGUAACGAGUGUGAUGACUUCUUAUGUGAUGGAUGCAGAGAGGCACAUUCUCGGGUUCGGGUCACUCGUAAUCAUAAAAUUUUAAGCAUUUGCGACAUCCGAAAUGGUCAGUAUGAUGUGGAACUUGUCACAAGAAUGGGGUCAGAAGAGUGUCCUCGUCAUGACGGCGAAUCUCUCCGAUUUUUUUGCAAGACGUGUGAUUACUUAAUUUGUCGUGACUGUCUCUUGUGUGAUAACCAUCUAAAAGGAAAUCACGAGUGUGUUUGUGUAAAAGAAGUGGUCAACUCUAGUAAAGAGGAAGUAAAUAGUGCACUGGAAGAGGUUCAACAGAAGAAGAAAGAAUUGGUGAUUGCCUCGGAAGCAGUGGAAAGUUUGUUGGAUGACAUUGAAAGAAUGGUAUGCGAAGCAGAAAGUAGAGUAAACAUGGAUGCAGUGCAAAGCAUCAGAAAUAUGGAAGAUGAUAGAGAGCGACUGUUAAGGCAAAUUAGAUCCAAGAAGAGCGAUCACGUGAGAGACCUCUUUACUGUUCUUGAACAAAUUGAUAAUGGAUUAAGAAGUGUCACAGAUCUAACUACACUCGCAAACAACCUGAUCGUACUCGGCCAAGCCACAGAUAUUCUUUUCUUUAAAAAUAGCAUAAUUACAUGUGCAAAUAAACUAUCUUCGUCGAUAAGCGUGCCCACAGUUCCUUCCAAUCUCGAUGACGUUGCUUUUCCAUUCGAGAUCUAUGAGCCUGGUAUGAAAGUAGACAAGGCCACACAAAUGUUACAGGAAGUGAGAAUAGCGACGGAGAAAAUAUCAAUUGGAACUUCCACACGCGAAAUGGAUGAUAUGAAUACAUCUAAAACCAACGAAGAAAAAGACAUUACCGAUAAAUUAACUGGUGAUCAAAAUAUAGAUAAAGGCAGAAAACUUAAAGAAGAGUUUAUCAUCAUUGAGGAUAACAUGUCCACCACAGUACGGCAGUCUGUGGUGGACAUUGUCAACAGAGCGUUUGGUGAGCAUGAUGAGCGUUCAGAUGAAGUCCUCUCAUCAGUUAAAGAUUCGUUGGAGCUUAAGUUUGGACCAACAUGGCACGUUGUAGCAGGAACCUUCUCUUGGAAUAUGGUGAGGUUGAAUUUGUCUUACGCAAUACUUAAGGCCGAUGAUCAAAAUAUUAUUAUCUUUUGCUCGGGUUCUGCGCAAGUAUCGAAACAAACUUUACAUCGCAAGGUUAUUGUCGUGGAAACGGACAUGAUUGAUACAAUGAAACGCGACAUGUUGCGGUUCUCUAAGCAAGCUAUGUCUAGAUACACUAACCGCUCUGAUAUUGCUAAGAACAUUGUGGAUGUUUUCAGCAGAAAACAUGGUGGAAAGUGGCAGUGUUUUAUAAUGGGUGAAGGUUCAAUGUUUGGUUUAACUAAACUGCCUACUGCUAAGAAUAGCUGUAUACAUAUCACAAUUGGGACAGAGAUUUUGGUGCUACUGAAGCUCUCUAGCAGAUAAUACUGUACUAUAUAGUCCUGUAUUGCACAGAUGGUGUAGAAUACUUAAAUUAAAGAAAAGGCUGAUGAUUAUCCAGCCCUGUUAUGAGAUAGAUCCAAUCAUGUUGGGUAUUUUAAUAGGAGUUGUUAGGUAAUUCUCACUGAUUAAUAUCAUAGGACUACUGUGAAUUUUAAAUUUUUUGUAUGUAAAAUAAUUUCAAAUGGAAGAACUUUUAUAAAAUAAAGUCUUAGAAGGAACUUUCUAAUGUUGUUGUUCUAACGUUAUUUUCUUUCAAGAAUCCGAUUCCCUUUUGAAAUGGCACUUUAGUUUAGCAACUACCCAGAUGGAGUGGUCAGAUGACUAUUAAACUUAACUGACAAUUUAUCGGUGUCAUAUGAUUCAAUUAGAAUAUUUAUUUGUAUAGCACAAUCUUUGAAUAGUUUUUUUUCUCUUUCGUAGGAUUCACGCCCACAUUUAUUUCUAAAAAAAUUUUGUGUACAGUACUUUCCAUUUCACCUUAAAUUUCACAGUACGAUAUAUAAUAAUGAUAAAAAUAAUGGCAGCAAUAAUUUGAUUCUUCCUUAUAACUAACCUUAAAACUAUAUUAGUACAGUAUACUGUAUUGCAAAAUACAAGUAUUUCGAAUAGCACUAAAAACUUAAAAUGUUCGAAAAAAAUUAGAUAAAUAAUAUUAAAAGCUAGUCCAAUAAAAUACAUUCUUCUUUAUAAAUCUAUCACUUUAAGUUGAGACCUUAAAACUAUAUUAGUACAGUAUACUGUAUUGCAAAAUACAAGUAUUUCGAAUAGCACUUUAAAAGUAUCAAAUUUUGUAGUGGAGCUGUAGCGUGGUGGUUAAGAUGCUUGCCUUCCAAUCCCAGAGUCCUGGGUUGAAACUCUGUGACAACACAGGAGUUUUUCUCAUGACCAAAAAACAUCUCCACUUACCAAACCUUAGUUUAUAAAGCAUCUUAUUAUUUCAUUUAUUUAUUAUCUGAGCGAAACUGGAAAUUUCACUCUCUACAACACAGGUCCCAAGUCUACUAGAACUUGCCGGAGUCUUUCGCAAACAAGUAAGAAUCUCCCGGAAAUAACCCAUCUCCCACAAAUUCAUAAUAUUUGCAUGUUUUAAAUAUUUUAUUGUCAAUUGUUUCAUGGAAGUCAGUGCCGAUGUGUAUCACUGUUUGCAGAAAUAUAUAAAAUUUAAUUUGUUAACACAUAAGCACUGCAGAUCAGUGGAGUAUUCAAAGGGAGGUCCGAAUUUUUCCAAAUUAAUAAAAAAAAAAAGAGGAAAAAGGAAAAUUGUAUUUUAAAAUAGAUGUCUGAAAGUGUCAUUUCCGGCAAUCUAGAGGUACCAUAAUCAUCUGUGAAAGUCCCUACCUCCCACCGACCCCUAUUUCGAAUUUCUGGAUCAGCCAACUUGGGACCCCUGCUAUAAACAAUGGCAUAAUAUGUUACUAACUUCCAACCAAAAAACAGAUCAAACAUGGAAUCUACUAUUGCAAAUGUAAUCAUUUUAAUAUAAUUUGAUGAAUCAUGAACAAUGAUAUCCAAAGUUAUGUCAUAUUUUAUCACUUAAUAACUACAUCAUAAUUAUUUAUAUCUCAUUUAUAAUUUAACAUUUCAUCUGUAAUACAUAGAAAGCAUACAUAGCAGUUGAAAGAGGUUGUAGCCUCUUUCAAAGACAAUUUAAAAAAUUCAAUUUGAUCUAUCCAAGUGUUAUUGACCUCCAUAAAACUUUCAUUCCACAUAAUAUUCCUCACCUAAUGCACUACCCAACACUCCAAUACUGUUCCCUUUUCUAUAUAUUCCCAUCCCACUAUCUUCCACUCCCCCACUCUAUUUACUCCCCUUUAUACUAGUCCCCUUCCCAUUCAUUUCCAAUACAUCUACUCCUUCCAUGAUACUCUAUACCUCCUCACUUUUAUCUAAUCCCCAACUUUUCAUUCUCAAAUGCUCUUAUCCUUCAUAUUUUCCCCCUCCCAAAUUCAUCUGCCACUUAUUAAUUAUAAAAGUAUCAAAUAUAACUAAUUAAUCACAUCAACAAUGUUCACUUCACAAUAUUUCACUAUAGAAAAACAUGAAAAUAAUU